CCCUGGCCCCCCGUGCGAUCGAUAGAGAUGCUGGGGCAUGCGCCGUGCUCACUGCAAACAACAUGCGCUGUCUCCUGCUGCUCGUGUUUUCAAUCUUCACCCCAGAAGGGGGAUGCGACCUCCUCCGAGACAGCGUCCACGUGACAUCCGCGGCCGCACGCCCCAACAACGAGCUGUGGUGCUACCGAUGCCUCGCGGAGGUGCCUGAAGACAAGUGCGCCGACCUCAGGCAGAACAACUCCGCGCUAAUACACAAGUGCAGCAAUGACAGGCGGAUGUGCAUGGUAAAACGGUUCUCCUACACAACAUCAACCGAAAACUCUACCACCGGCUUGAAGAUGUGGGCGCUCGAACGCAACUGCACGAAGCACUGUGAACCUGGCUGCAUCAUCAUAGGGGAGAGGACCAAACUGCAUGCAUGCACCUCAUGCUGCACCACAUCUCUUUGCAACUACGACUCGGGCGCCCCCUGGCGGCCUGUCACCGCCCUAACCUCUUUAGUCACCAUUGUCCUCGCCGUCAUUUUAUGAUCGCCCUUUUAAACUAGAAAAACGAAUUGAGGUUGGAAUCAAGACUGUUCAGGUAAAAGAGAUCGCGUGGAAUCUUGCGGAGUGAUGUCAUCAUAGCGAAUCUUUGUCCAUUGACUUUAUAGAGAUGACUCAUAUUUGAUUUUCGACGUGGGAAGAGUUAAGCGUCAGUCUCAAUAAAACCAUAAUCAAUAGCGCUGGUGUGGUCGUUGCCAUUUUUAUAACUUUUUUGUCUUUCUAGCACCAGAUAAAACUAUA
Molecule: messenger RNA, 785 nt
Organism: Ostrinia furnacalis (Asian corn borer)
Lineage: Eukaryota; Metazoa; Arthropoda; Insecta; Lepidoptera; Crambidae
Exons: 3
Coding region: 63-530 (155 amino acids)
Source: RefSeq, a predicted model, not a curated record